AUGGGAAAUGAAAAGCAACAAUCCUUUUCCCCAUUUGCCAAGCACUUCAAUUCUUACUCCCACUUAAGCUAUGCCCUUCAAUCUGUCUUCUUUGUUCUUGGUCUCUCCCUUGGGAUCAUAAUAAGCACAUGCUUGAGAAGCUUAUUCUCUAACUUAGAACCCACCCUUUUCUCUCUUUUACCACCUUCACCACCGCCGCCAUCGGUAGAUCAGCCGCCAGCUCCGCUGUCACCACCGCAAUCAUCGCUGUCUAGCUCUCCGCCAGUGCCGGUUGAGGCGAGGGGAGAUCAGCUGCACAACAUGGAAGAUGAAGAGUUGUUUUGGAGAGCAUCAAUGGUGCCGCAGAUUGGAGAAUUCCCAUAUAAGCGUGUCCCUAAAGUUGCUUUCAUGUUCUUGACAAAAGGACCUAUGCCUUUAGGACCCUUGUGGGAAAUUUUCUUUAAGGGCCAUCAAGGCCUUUACUCCAUAUAUCUUCAUCCCCAUCCUUCAUACAAUCAUUCAGUCCCUCAGGACUCUGUUUUCUACGGAAGAAGGGUUCCAACCAAGGAAGUGAAAUGGGGAACAUCCUCAAUGAUAGAUGCAGAGCGACGACUUUUAGCCAAUGCCCUUCUCGACUUAUCUAACGAAAGAUUCAUUCUUCUUUCAGAAACUUGCAUUCCCUUAUUCAACUUCACAACCAUCUACAACUACCUCAUUAAUACCGAUCAAACUCACGUAGCUUCUUAUGAUGAUCCAAGAAAAGUUGGUCGUGGUCGAUAUAACCUUUUGAUGUCUCCGGAAAUAUCUCUAUCCCAAUGGCGAAAAGGGUCUCAGUGGUUCGAAGUAAAUCGUCGAAUCGCUAUUAAAAUUAUAUCAGACAACAAGUAUUACCCUAUUUUCACACAAUUUUGUCGUCCUCCAUGUUAUAUGGACGAGCACUACAUUCCUACGCUUAUGAAUGUUUUUGGAGUAGUUGAGAAUUCUAACAGGACGAUCACUUGGGUUGAUUGGUCAAAGAGCGGACCCCAUCCGGAAAGAUUUAUCAGGCAGGAUGUGUCGGAAGAGUUCUUGGAUAGGAUCAGGUUUGGGAGCAAUUGCAGCUACAAUGGCAAUGUUACUGAUAUGUGUUUCUUGUUUGCUAGGAAAUUCGUCGCAAAUACUCUGCAGCCUUUGUUAAGGAUUAGAGGUUUAGUAACAUAA
Carica papaya (papaya) is the source of this 1179-nucleotide messenger RNA. Its product is annotated as glycosyltransferase BC10-like. Gene Ontology annotation, cellular component: membrane. The record is from RefSeq and is a predicted model, not a curated record. Lineage: Eukaryota; Viridiplantae; Streptophyta; Magnoliopsida; Brassicales; Caricaceae. Gene Ontology annotation, molecular function: glycosyltransferase activity.